Caenorhabditis angaria is the source of this 3194-nucleotide messenger RNA. The record is from the annotation of a GenBank genome assembly. Lineage: Eukaryota; Metazoa; Nematoda; Chromadorea; Rhabditida; Rhabditidae.
AUGGCGUUAAUGAAAUGUCGUUACUAUGAGAGCCCAUUUCCGGAUGUUGAAGAGACUGUUGUCGCAAAUGUGAAAAGAAUCGCUGAUAUGGGAGCAUAUGUGAGACUUUCGGAAUAUAAUGAGAAAGAGGGAAUGAUUUUGUUGUCCGAAUUGUCGCGUAGACGUAUUCGAUCGGUUAACAAAUUGAUUCGAGUUGGUAGAAGUGAAUGUGUUGUUGUUAUUCGGGUUGAUAAAGAUAAAGGUAAAACAUAUGAAUAUUUCCCCCCAGGAAUCUUUUUCAACUUGCAAUCGCGAUUUUUAAUGAAAUAUAUAUUUUCUAUCAUUAUUUCGCUGCCUAAAACUGCAAACCUCAACGUCUAACAUGAGUUUAACGUGGAAAAGUUGGAAAUUUCCGACAAAUUGGGUCUUUAGGACUCGCGCUCAGAAUGAUUUUCAUGAAAAUCUAAUAGCAUGGCAUUGUUCAGAAGACUCGAUCACAUAGCUUCCGAACUUUUUUGAAAGAUCUUUCAGAUUUCAAAAAGGAUUUUGAACAAUGUUAUGAUAUUAGAUUUUAAUGAAAAUUAUUUUGAAGGCGGGACCUAAAGACCCAAUUUGUCGAAAAUUUCCAACUUUUCCACCUUAAACUCAUGUUAGACAUUGAGGUUUGAAGUUUUAGGCAGUGGAAUAAUCAUCAGCGGGUCGAAAACUACUGGAAAACAUAUUUCGUUAAAAAUCGCGAUUCCAAGUUGAAAAAGUUCCCUUGUAAGUCUGUAUUUAGUUGAACUCAUUCCUAUUCAUAAAAUUUAAAAUAAACAGCGAUUUGGAAUAAAAUAGAAUCUAGAAAUGAUCAAAAUCAGAUAAAACACGUGAACUCGCUAAUUAAUUUUGAAUUUUCUCAUUUUUCACUUCAUUUGGACUUCUGAUUGUGAGAUCUGAAAAAUUGUUCAGCAUUUGAAAAUUCAGAAAACUACCUGAAAGUUCUUGAAAAUUCCGAAAUUCCCAACCCAAUCUCGAUUUUAUUUCCAGGUUACAUCGAUUUGUCAAAACGACGUGUCUACCAAAAAGACUUGAAACAAUGCGAAGAGCGUUUCGCCAACGCAAAAAUGGUGAAUAGUAUUCUUCGACAUGUCGCCGAACAACUUGGCUAUACAACUGAUGAACAAUUGGAGGAUUUGUAUCAGAGAACUGCUUGGCAUUUUGACAGAAAAGAGAAGAGGAAAGCCGCUUCGUAUGAUGCAUUCAAAAAGGCUAUUACGUAAGGGAAACUUGGUUGAAAAUUGAUGGAAUUUUGACAAGAUAUAUGUUUUCUAGAAGUUUUUGACCCACUGAUGACGAUUCCUUCUUCAAAAAUUACAGAACUCAACUCCUAAUAUGAGUUAUGACGUGGCAAAAUGUGCAUUUUUUGAAAUAUCGUGAUUUCACAAGCCUACAACUGAAUUUAAAAAUAAUUUUCAUUGGGAUCUGGUAGUUCAGGAGACUAGAUUAUAUGAGUUCAGUUUGAAGUUAGGUAGUUUUGUAAUUCACGAUUUUUUCGAAAUUUUCCGUGAAUUUACAAGAUAACCUAACUUCAAACUGAACUCAUAUAAUCUAGUCUCCUGAACUACCAUAUCCCCAUGAAAAUUAUUUUUAAAGUCAGUUAUAGGCUUGUGAAAUCAUGAUAUUUCGAAUUAUUCAUACUUUGCCACGUCAUAACUCAUAUUAAGAGUUUAGUUUUUCAGUUUUUGAAGAAGGAAUCGUAAUCAGCGAGUCAAAAUCUACUAGAACUAAAAAAUAUAUUUUUGUCUGCUCUGAAAAAUCUGAAAAUAUUUUUCAGUGACCCAACAGUAUUGGAUGAAUGUGACAUCACUGCUGAAGUUCGAGAAAAGUUAUUAGAAGAUAUCCGCAAGAAAUUGACUCCACAAGCUGUCAAAAUUCGUGCUGAUAUCGAAGUCUCGUGCUUUGCCUAUGAUGGAAUUGAUGCGGUCAAAAGUGCACUUAUCGCCGGACAAAAUUGUUCAACUGAUGUUUUCCCGAUCAAAAUCCAAUUGAUUGCUGCACCGCAUUUCGUUGUUAACACACAAACUUUGGAUCGAGAAGGUGGAUUGAUUGCAUUGAAUGAUGCAUUGAAUAAAAUCAAGGAGACAAUCGAGGGAUUCAAGGGAAAAUUCAAUAUUAAAGAAGAGGCGAGAAUUGUGACUGAUAUUGAUGAUGAAAAGAAGAAGAAAGGAGAUGAAGAUGAAGAAGAUGAUGAAAGUGAUUCGGAUGAAGAUGAGGAGGAAAGUGAUAGCGAUGGAGAUGAUGCUGUGAGUUUGGAGGGGAGAAAAUUAGCGAAAUUGAACAUUUUUUGAUAAUUUCGAGCUGACACUGGAAAAUAUGUGAUUUUUUAGCCAAAAUUUGCGAUUUUCUGUCAUUUUUAGGGCUAAAUGUCACAAAUUUUAACUAAAAAAAAACAUGAGAAUUUCAAAAAUUUUGCCUAAUUCUUGACAAUACAAAAUUUUCGUUUUUUUAGCCCAAGUUUGUGAAUUUUACCUAACAUUUAUGUUUUCAGAGCUAUAAUUUGUUUUUUUUUUUUGAGCUGUUUUUAUAAUUUGUUAGCCAAAACAGAUCGAAUUUAUGAUUUUUGACCAAAAAAUUCACAGUUUUCGGGAAUUUUUGACAAUUCAAAGUAAAAGAACAUUUUUGUCAAAUCCAAUUUUUUUCACUGUUUCAAAAUUUUCAUUAAUUUUUUAAAACCCAAGAAUUUUUAUUAUAAGCUCAACAUACUCAAAAAUGAAUGGAAAAAGAAAAUUUCAAAUUGCCACGUCAUAGGUCACUCUGAAAUUUGAAUUUUAUUGUUAGAAAAAUUUCCUAAUUUUUGAUUGAGGCUGUAAAUUCCUGAAAAAUGACUGUUAUCAUUAAUUAUUUGAUGUCAAAACUGUCAUUUUCCUGAAAAAUCGAAAAUAUUUUGAAAUGAGGAGAAACCACGAAAUUUUAUCACUAGAAUUUCAAAACACACAGAAAAUCCGGGAAAAUUUGAAAUGUCCCUGACAAAGUUUUACCUAAUACAACGUUAUCUUAUCGUACUCCAACCGGAAAAAAAUCAACAAAAAAAUAUGGAAUUUCAGGACGGUAUGGUUGCUCCAAAAGGACUCGAUCAACUUGUCGAUGCUGAAGAAGCAUCUCGUGAUGCUCGCAAAAAAGCAAAUGGUGGAAAGAAAGACGAAGAGGAUGAUGAAGAUGAUAGCGAUGAUGAAUAA